AUGGAUCCCUUGUUCACCACGACUGAUUUGCCAUUGCUAAGCAAUUGGACCAACGCUUCAGGAAUCAAUGGAACUGAUCUAGACGGGAACCAGUUUGUGCAACCAGUUUGGAGAAUUGUUCUAUGGGCAUUCGCCUACAGUUGCAUGGUUACUGUGUCUCUGGUGGGGAACGUCGUAGUAAUAUGGAUCAUUAUGGCGCACAAACGAAUGAGAACUGUGACCAACUAUUUUCUGUUGAACCUGGCGUUUGCAGAGGCGUCUAUGUCAGCCUUCAACACCGUUAUCAACUUCGUCUAUUCCGUCCACAAUGAGUGGUACUUCGGGUUGAUGUACUGCCGCUUUCACAACUUCUUCCCCGUCGCUGCUGUCUUCGCUAGUAUCUACUCUAUGACUGCGAUAGCGGUGGACAGGUACAUGGCCAUCAUCCACCCCUUGCAGCAGCGUAUGUCGUCCACAGAGACCAAGGUGAUCGUGGGGGUGAUCUGGGUGCUGGCUCUGCUCCUGGCCUUCCCUCAGUACUACUACUCAGUGACAGAAGAGCUGCCUGGACGAAUCAUCUGCUACAUCGAGUGGCCCGAAUACACUGGCUGCGACUACAGAAUUAUGUACUACAUGUGCGUGACAGUGCUGAUCUACUUCCUGCCUCUACUGGUGAUGGGCUGUGCCUAUCUGGUGGUGGGCCUCACUCUCUGGGCCAGUAACAUACCUGGAGACUCCUCUGACCGCUACAAGGAGCAGCUCACUGCCAAACGCAAGGUGGUGAAGAUGAUGAUCGUGGUGGUGUGUACAUUUGCUAUCUGCUGGCUGCCCUACCACGUGUACUUCCUGCUCCAUCUGUUCUUCCCCCUCCUGUUUGAGACACUCUACAUCCAACAAGUCUACCUGGCUGUCAUGUGGCUGGCCAUGAGCUCCACCAUGUACAACCCGAUCAUCUACUGCUGUCUCAACGACAGGUUCCGAGCUGGCUUCAAGCAGGCAUUCCGAUGCUGUCCCUGUGUUCCCGCUGGCUCUUACGAGGGUCUGGAGCUCAAGUCCACACGUUACCUACAGACCCAGACCAGCAUGUAUAAGACCAGUCGCAUGGAGACAGCUGUGUCCGCCGUGCCGCACGUGGUCGACGACUUGGAGCCUCCCAGGUUCGGGGCCCUAUCUGGGGCCGGGUGUGAGGCCGGGGCGCGGGUGGUUGGCGGAGGGGGCGUGGGGUUGUGUGCGGCGGCACCCAGGCGCUCCUCUCUGGACCUGACUUCCAAUGGCUCUUCGUCCCGCAGCAUCUCCAAGACCGUUUCGGAGACCUCCAGCUUCUACAACAACCUGCCUGAGUAG
This is a messenger RNA of Salvelinus namaycush (lake trout), 1323 nucleotides long. RefSeq names its product substance-P receptor-like. Lineage: Eukaryota; Metazoa; Chordata; Actinopteri; Salmoniformes; Salmonidae. The record is from RefSeq and is a predicted model, not a curated record. The coding region runs from base 1 to 1323 and encodes 440 amino acids. Gene Ontology annotation, biological process: positive regulation of flagellated sperm motility; G protein-coupled receptor signaling pathway. Gene Ontology annotation, cellular component: sperm midpiece; plasma membrane. Gene Ontology annotation, molecular function: substance P receptor activity. The transcript is spliced from 5 exons.